Molecule: messenger RNA, 801 nt
Organism: Eurytemora carolleeae
Lineage: Eukaryota; Metazoa; Arthropoda; Copepoda; Calanoida; Temoridae
Gene: eIF6
Product: eukaryotic translation initiation factor 6
Exons: 7
Coding region: 14-754 (246 amino acids)
Biological process (GO): assembly of large subunit precursor of preribosome; cytosolic ribosome assembly; ribosomal subunit export from nucleus
Cellular component (GO): nucleolus; preribosome, large subunit precursor; cytosol
Molecular function (GO): ribosomal large subunit binding
Source: RefSeq, a predicted model, not a curated record
UUGCAAAUACAAAAUGGCCGUUGUAAGAACUAACUACGAGAAUAAUAACGAGGUUGGGGUGUUCUCUAAGCUGACCAACUCGUAUUGUUUGGUCGCUAUCGGCGGAUCUGCAAAUUUCUACAGUGUGUUUGAAUCCGAACUUAAUGAUGUCAUUCCUAUUGUCUACACUUCAAUUGGAAGCUGCAGCAUUCUUGGGAGAAUGACAGUUGGAAACAGGCACGGUCUCUUAGUACCAAUGAGUUGCACAGAUCAGGAACUCCAGCAGAUUAGGAACUCUCUACCUGACACUGUUAAAAUUCAGAGAGUUGAAGAACGUCUCUCUGCUCUUGGAAAUGUUAUUGCUUGCAAUGAUUAUGUUGCUCUGGUGCACCCUGAUCUGGAUAGAGAGACAGAGGAAAUACUGGCUGAUGUUCUUAAGGUUGAAGUGUUCCGUCAGAGUAUAGCUGACAACGUAUUAGUUGGUUCCUACUGUGCUCUGUCUAAUCAAGGAGGUCUGGUUCAUCCUAAAACCUCAAUUACAGAUCAGGAGGAACUCUCAUCCUUACUCCAGGUCCCUCUGGUAGCAGGGACAGUCAACAGGGGUUCAGAUGUUAUCGGAGCAGGAAUGGUUGUAAACGACUGGUGUGCUUUCACUGGACAAGACACCACCUCUACCGAACUCUCUGUCAUCGAAUCAGUCUUUAAGCUCAACGAGAGCCAGCCCUCUGCCAUUGCGCAGAAGAUGAGAUCUAGCCUUAUCGACAGCAUGACAUAAUUUAACCAUUUUUUAAACAAUAUUUUUUUAUAAUUUCCUUUCCAGAA